Acanthosepion pharaonis is the source of this 1452-nucleotide messenger RNA. Lineage: Eukaryota; Metazoa; Mollusca; Cephalopoda; Sepiida; Sepiidae. The record is from the annotation of a GenBank genome assembly.
AUGCUCUGUCUUUCUUUUAUCAAUCGCUCUCUCUUUCUCUCGUUAUCUCUGUCUCUCUCUUUCUCUCGUUCUCUAUGCCUCUCUCUGUCUCUCUCCCUGACACUCUCUCUUUUUCUUUCGCCCUGUCUUUCUCUCGUUACCUCUGUCUCUCUCUCGCUCUCUCUGCCUCUCUCUUUCUCACGACUAUCUCUUUCUCUCGCUCUCUAUGUCUCUCUCUGUCUCUCUCACUAUCUCUCUCUUUCUCUCACUCUAUCUGUCUCUAACUACCUCUCUCUUUCUCACGACUCUCUCUUUCUCUCGCUCUCUCUGUCACUCUCUGUCUCUCUCUUUCUCACAACUUUCUCUUUCUCUCGCUCUCUCUGUCUCUCUCACUAUCUCUCUCUUUCUCUCGCCCUCUAUGUCACUCUCUGUCUCUCUCUUUCUCACGACUCUCUCUUUCUCUUGCUCUCUCUCACUAUCUCUCGCUCUCUCUGUCUCUCUUUCUCUUCGACUCUCUCUCGCCCUCUAUGUCACUCUAUGUCUCUCUCUUUCUCACGACUCUCUCUUUCUCUCGCUCACUCUGUCUUUCUCACUAUCUCUCUCUUUCUCUCGCUCUCUCUGUCUCUUAUUGCCUCUCUCUGUGUCUUUCUCUUUCUCACGAAUCUCUCUUUCACUCGCCCUCUAUGUCACUCUCUGCCUGUCUCUUUCUCACGACUCUCUCUUUCUCUCGCUCUCUCUGUCUCUCUCUUUCUCUCUCACUAUCUCUCUCUCGCUCUCUAUGUCUCUCACUGCCUCUCUCUGUGUCUCUCUAUUUCUCACGACUCUCUUUCUCUCGCUCUCUAUGUCUCUCUCUGUCUCUCUCACUAUCUCUCUCUUUCUCUCGCUCUCUCUGUCUCUCUCUUUCUCACGACUCUUGCGAAGUCCAAUUUCUAUCUAUCUAUCUAUCUAUCUAUCUAUCUAUCUAUCUAUCUAUCUAUCUAUCUAUCUAUCUCUCUCUCUCUCUCUCUCUCUCUAUAUAUAUAUAUAUAUAUAUAUAUAUAUAUAUAUAUAUAUAGUCAGAUCAUUUUAUCUAUCUAUUUAGUCGGAUCAUUUCUAUCUCAUUCAUCAUCUAUCUAUUCAUCUAUCUAUCUAUCUCAGUCUUUCAUACAUCAUCUAUCUAUCUCAGUCUUUUCACAUUCAUAUCUAUCUAUCUAUCUAUCUAUCUAUCUAUCUAUCUAUCUAUCUAUCUCAGUCUUUUCAUAUUUAUCUAGCUAUCUAGCUAUCUACUCGGAUCAUCUCUUUCUCUCUCUCUGUAUCCAUCUUUUCAUAUCUAUCUAUCUAUCUAUCUAUCUAUCUAUCUAUCUAUCUAUCUACUCGGAUCAUCUCUAUCUCUUCUUUUCUCUUACUUUCACUCCCUAUGACCCCCUCAGUACUAGUGACAUUCCCACCUUUCUUGGGUCUUUUCUCUCACUUUCACUCCCUGUGACUCCCUGA